Theobroma umbraticum is the source of this 1898-nucleotide messenger RNA. RefSeq names its product geraniol 8-hydroxylase-like. NCBI's taxonomy places the organism in Eukaryota, Viridiplantae, Streptophyta, Magnoliopsida, Malvales, Malvaceae. The record is from RefSeq and is a predicted model, not a curated record. Gene Ontology annotation, molecular function: heme binding; monooxygenase activity; oxidoreductase activity, acting on paired donors, with incorporation or reduction of molecular oxygen.
UGUAAUACCCUGAUAGAUGGAUGAGAGAAUACUGAAUCAUAUUCUCACCCAUAUGUGCUGCUUCUUCCAUAUUCUCCAUUUCUGCUGCUUUUGACAUGGUAUCAGAGCAAGAUUCAACAAACUCUGAACAAAGGUGCUGGAUAUGGAAUAGCUACUGCUGAUUCAUUUUUGGUAAAAUACUAGUUUGGCGAGGACCUGUUUUGUCAUUGAAAUACAUACCAGUCUCCAGAGAUUCAAGACUCAAAAAGAGCUUACAAAAGAAAAGAGUUCAACCUGAUAAGAGCACGCAGGAUGGAUUCCUUGAGGUGGUUACCGUGCUUUCUGUUCUUGUUGGUCUUGGCUCAAGCCUUGCUUUUAAUCACAAGAAGAAAAGGAAGGACUGACAAGCGUCCCCCAGGUCCAGCCCCAAUUCCGAUCUUCGGGAACCUCUUCCAGCUUGGUAACAAUCCCCAUAAAUCCCUUAGUAAGCUUGCCAAGACUCAUGGCCCCAUAAUGACUUUGAAACUCGGCCAAACAACAACUGUGGUUUUUUCCUCAGCAACCUUGGCCAAAGAGAUCCUCCAAAAGCAUGACCUGGCCUUCUGUAACCGAACCAUUCCUGAUGCCGUCCGAGCCCUUCAACACCACGAAGCUGGAAUGCCCUGGAUGCCCGUUUCAACCACAUGGAGAAACCUUCGGAAAAUCUGUAACCUGCAUAUUUUCGCUAGUCAGAAACUUGACGCGAAUCAAUACUUGCGACACAGGAAAGUACAAGAACUCCUCGCUGAUGUUCAUGAUAGUUUCCGUAUGGGCGAAGCAAUAGAUAUUGGUCAAGCCGCUUUUAAAGCUGCGCUUAAUUUGAUGUCCAAUACUGUUUUUUCUAUCGAUUUGGCUGAUUCGACUUCUGAUACUGCUCUAGAGUUUAGAGAGCUUGUGCAGUGUAUCAAGGAAGAGUUGGGAAAACCCAACCUUGGUGAUUAUUUUCCUUGUCUUUUUGGAAAUCUUGACCUGCAGGGUAUAAGGCGUGGCAUGACAAUUCAUUUUGGGAAGUUGAUGGAUCUUUUUGAUAGAAUAAUCGAUAAGCGGUUGCAGCUAAGAACAAUGAAUGAUUAUAUAUCGACCAAUGAUUUCCUUGAUAAUCUUCUCAAUUUUAAGGAAGAAAACAGUGCAGAGCUUGAUAGAGAUCUCAUCAAACAUUUGCUUCUGGAUUUGUUUACAGCGGGAACUGAGACAACUGCCAGUACAUUGGAAUGGGCAAUGGCGGAACUACUUCAUAAUCCAAAAGCAUUACUGGAAGUUCAACGAGAACUUAAGCAAAGUAUUGGCGAAAGGACUCUGGUGGAGGAAUCUGACGUUGCUUGUUUACCUUAUUUGCAAGCAAUUGUCAAAGAAACUUUGAGGUUGCAUCCACCAGUUCCUCUGUUACUCCCUCGCAAAGCUGGAGAAGAUGUUGAAAUCCAUAACUUCAUUGUUCCAAAGGGUGCACAAGUGCUGGUCAAUGCAUGGGCUAUAGGUAGAGAUCCUACCAUCUGGGAGGAGCCUGACUUAUUUCUCCCAAAGAGGUUUCUAGGGUCAGAAGUGGACAUCAGAGGUAGGGAUUUUGGAUUCAUUCCGUUCGGUGCAGGACGACGAAUUUGCCCUGGAUUGCCAUUGGCGAUGAGAAUGGUGCACCUAAUGUUGGGUGGACUUAUUCAUUCAUUUGAUUGGAAACUUGAAGAUGGAGUUACGCCCGAGAGAUUAGACAUGGAGGAUAAGUUUGGCCUUGUUUUAUAUAAAGCUCAACCGUUAAGAGCUAUCCCAAUUUCAAUUUAACGAUAUUGUGUUUGUUAUUUUAAUUAUCGAUAUAUACCAUGUAUUUCAAUAAUUUUGAGUAACAGCUUUCAUCAGUCAAGUUAGAACCAUGAUAUCAUCUCGAACUA